AUGCACAUAAUCUUGACGGGAACGGGUCUGGUGGGCGCCUGCGCGCUCGACUUCCUGCUGCAGGAGGAUACUGUGACCAAAGUCACCAUCAUCAGCCGGAAAGCCGUACCGCAGGCAGAGGGCCACGACAAGGUCACCGUCCUGAUAGAGGAGGACUUGGGCCGCUACAGUCCAGAGACACUCCAGCGUCUUUCCGGCGCCCACGGCUGUAUCUGGACAUUGAGGCUGACGGUUCUGUUUCCGGGCCUUAGAGAAUACGAGGCGGCUCACAUUGACCUGCCGGUUGCUGCUGCCAAGAGCUUCGCCAGGCUGAACGACAAGUUCAACUUUGUCUAUGUAUCGCAUGACCAGAUCCACACACCGAAUUCGCGCUGGGUGUUCUUCCUCGACGUCAAGUCGCAGGCCGAGGAGGUUCUGUUCCAGCUGCAUCAUGACACCAGCAAGAGGCUGCCACUGGUCGAACGGCCGGGGAAACCGCUCCCAAACGAGGAAGCCGUGCCAUCGCUGCGGAUCUACUGCGCACGUCCGAUGCUCAUUGACUACCGGCAGCACGAGGCUGUCAAGCCCUGGCUCAAGCCGCUCACGCUGGGCAAGAAGUGGAGCAACUGGGUUGGCCUGCCAGUCUAUUCCUUCUUCGGCAUGACGUCCAUGAUUGGCGACUCACGGGAGCUCGGCAGGGUGCUCGUGGACCUUUCUUGUGGCGAUGGGGAAGACAUCCACGUGGAAGGGGUGUCUCCUGAAGGCAGGUGUCUCGGUGUCGUGGGGACGAGGAACUGGUGCAAAGAGCGCGUAUCGCUGAAUGCCUCCGGCGGGAAAUGA
Emericellopsis cladophorae is the source of this 819-nucleotide messenger RNA. RefSeq lists its product as uncharacterized. The transcript is spliced from 3 exons. The record is from RefSeq and is a predicted model, not a curated record. Lineage: Eukaryota; Fungi; Ascomycota; Sordariomycetes; Hypocreales; Bionectriaceae. The coding region runs from base 1 to 819 and encodes 272 amino acids.